ACGAAAUCAGGCAUCAUAAAAGUUUUAUGAAUAAAAACUUUCCCACAGGAUUUGGAAAUACCUGCAUGAAAUUUGUCGUGAUCAGGGGACCAGCAUAAUAAUUUCUACGCAUUACAUCGAAGAGACAAAAUUCUGCGAGAAGGUGGGUUUUAUGCGGGGUGGUCGUCUUCUUGCUGAGGGCACCCCAACUUCUCUGCUCUUGACACACGAAGCCGCAACAAUGGAGAAAUUAGUGUUCAAGUUGUGCCAACAUGAUAAAAAAGAAUCGAAUUAUCCUAAAUUUAAAUACCUUAAUGAUCCCGGUCUGGAAGAAGCGGUCGUUUUACCACCCAAGUCCCUCGCACCAAUCGUUCUGAAAUCGCACCAUAGAAAUGUGGACAAUAAUGGAUCAAAAAUUUAUGCACUCAUGUUUAAAUGGUUCCAUCGCAACCGCAGAGAUUUAAGAACAGGUUGCACGUGCUUCAACUUUGUAUUCCGGUCAUGGUCGUGUUCACUUUUCAAAAUGUGAUCGGUCCAGUACCAAACCGUGUAAAGCUGAGUUUUGUGCAUAAUUCUAACCUGAGUUACGCCGACGCCAUGCCAACAUACUGUGGGGCAAAUUUUCCUAACAGUUUGUCGCAAGAGGGUUUCGCCAACGUGGAGAUUUGCAGUUUCAUGGACACAUUUGAUAAAGAUGAAUUCAUUUGGGUCCCUGCCAUAUCGUACGAUGAGGGGCUUGAAAAAAUCAAACAGGGCAAAACCGCAGGACUCAUCGAGUUUCCGCAAAACUAUGCCAUACACUUAAAAAACCGACUAACUUUUCGAGAGUUUGCGGAUAAUAAGACAAUUUUUGGCUCCACGAUUUCAGUCCGAUUAGACGAAGCCGACCGGAUGUUGGCUCUCUGGAUGAGACAGACUAUUUUUGACAGAUAUCUUGUCUACGUAGGGAAUAUCUUGGCAUCCUGUUCCCUUCCUAGUGACCUUAGCAGAUCUCCGAUUCAUUCCCGUGCCAUUUAUGGGUCCACCGAAACAUUUGACUAUUUCGUCUUCGUACAACCUGCAUGCCUAGUUUUGAUAAUGUUUACCGUGGCGCUGGCAAUCCCCGCUUUACUGGUGGAGGAUAAGAUGUUAGGACUCGUGGAUAGAGACUUUGUAGCCGGAGUGCACUUAUGGCAUCACUUAACUUCUACUUUUGCCACCCAAAAUUUAAUCAUCUUAAUCCAAAUUGGAGUAGUUUUGGGAAUAAUGCAUGGUUUGUAUGGAAUGGUGAUUAAGGGUUCGUGGGUUACAGUCGUGGCGUUGAUGUACGUAACAGCUUUUACAGGAAUGUCAGUGGGUUUUCUCGUGGGUGCAUUUUGUGACCGUCUUAUGGAAAACAUUCUAAUCAUUCUGGGCAUGAUUACGUCCAUGAUAUUUACGACAGGAAUUUACUGGCCUUUGAUAAUGAGCACGUGGUGGUUUCGUCAAGUGGCCAACUUCAUCCCGAUGACACUUAUGGUCGACGCGAUGCGUUCAAUUUGUUCGAGAGGAUCGGGAAUGACAAACCCAAGCGUGGCUCUUGGCUUUUUAUCAGGGUGUUGUUGGAUUUCUGUUUCAUUGCUCGUCACAAUUUGUGCAGGAAGAUGGAGAUAUAAAUAAAAUAGGAAACUAUUUUUAGAAAAUUAAAUGUUUUUUGUAAGCGAUGUUUUUUUGAAGUAUUUCACACAAUUUAAAUGAGAAUAAUGCAUAUUCUACGAAUAUGUAAUAUGUAUGUAUGAAUCUAUCUUGUUUUAUUAAAGUUUGAUACUUAGAA
Molecule: messenger RNA, 1771 nt
Organism: Folsomia candida
Lineage: Eukaryota; Metazoa; Arthropoda; Collembola; Entomobryomorpha; Isotomidae
Product: ABC transporter G family member 20-like
Exons: 9
Coding region: 415-1617 (400 amino acids)
Biological process (GO): transmembrane transport
Cellular component (GO): plasma membrane
Molecular function (GO): ABC-type transporter activity
Source: RefSeq, a predicted model, not a curated record